Molecule: messenger RNA, 3289 nt
Organism: Toxotes jaculatrix (banded archerfish)
Lineage: Eukaryota; Metazoa; Chordata; Actinopteri; Toxotidae
Gene: notchl
Product: notch receptor, like
Exons: 11
Coding region: 377-2752 (791 amino acids)
Biological process (GO): multicellular organism development; Notch signaling pathway; cell differentiation
Cellular component (GO): membrane
Molecular function (GO): protein binding
Source: RefSeq, a predicted model, not a curated record
ACAAACACAUGCACAUACAGUCAUUGCCCUCCUAUUCUUCUCCACACAGUGGCAGGAAGUUGUCCAGAUAUCCGCAGGGCCUCUGAAAAAAAAAAUAAAAAAGAGCGAGUGAACAGAGUGGACUGGGUGGUGUUAGAAGGUGUUGGUCGUGGUGACGGUGGUGAUGAAAUUGGGCGGCUUCCCUCAGAGUUAACUGUUCACUGUGAACAGCGGGGUUGUAGCUGCACCGCGGGGUUACAGAUUUACAAACGCUGUGAGUCACAGCUGAGCUUCUGUAGACCAGAGGCAGGUUUACCAAACAGCUGGACAGGACCUCUGAUCCGUCUGAGCAGGGGAGAAGAAAAGGCCCACAGCUGGUGACCUGAAGAGCCUGAAGAUGUUGGCUCUGAGGAUGUUUCUUCUGCUGGGACUGAGCUGGACAUGUCGAGCUGCAUCUGGUGAUCCAUGGGGUCAUUGUCCAGUCAACAGAAACUGUAAGGACAAGUUUGGAGACGGGUCAUGUGACAGAGAAUGUAUGGAGCCCGAGUGUCUCAGAGACGGCUUCGACUGCCUGAAGGACAGGAGCCAUUGCAAUCCGGCCCACAUCCAGUACUGCCGCGAUCAUUAUGCCAACUCCCACUGCGAGCAGGGAUGUGACAGCGCCCCCUGUGGAUGGGAUGGCAGCGACUGCUUCACACACCAGAGCCCUCUAUGGGCUAAAGGCACCCUGGUUCUUCACACUAACAUCCCUCACCGUAACACCUUCUCCAACAGCUCCCUGCUGUGGGCCCUCAGCGUCCUCCUCCACUCACCACUCAAACUGAGAGGGUCCACCCCCCUCGCCACCAACAGGAAUUUGUUUGACUUUGACGCUCAGCAGCUCGCCGACCUGCUGGCCCAGGCAACACCGGCUGACUCGAAUGGCUCCCUCCUUUUCCUCCAAGUGGACAACAGGCCAUGCUCCCGUUCGCCCUCUAACUGUUUCCCCUAUGCCACCGAAGCAGCCAGUUUCCUACGUGCUGUAAUUUUACUGAAGACCACCUCGUUCCACACCCUCCCUCAGCUGAACGCCGUCAUUGGCAUUAGAGGUGUCCGAGAGGAAAUAGGAAGCAGGGAGGAGGAAAUGGUAAAAGGGGAAGUCAAAGAGUCAAACCCUGUGUGGCUUUGGGCUGUGGUUGCCAUAGCAGUUGGCCUGCUGCUGGCGCUGCCCCUGGUUUUGUUCCUGGUGGUGAGGAGGGUGAGGCAGCAGCGGGCGGAGAGGGAGGGCAAUAACAGGAUGAGACACCGGUCCACGGUCACCAACAAUGAUGGCAAAGCCAAGUCCUGGACACCGCACGCAGCCCACCAAGAGCAGAGGGUCAGAUCCAGUAGGGAGAAAGACAAGAUCAGCUUAAGGAAAAAGAAAAAAUCCAAGGAAGCAGAGAAAAAGAGGAGGAGGGAACCUCUGGGCGAGGACGCCAUUCGAAUGCGGCCUCUCAAGAGGGACCAGGAUGUAGGAAGUGACACAGACUUUACCCAGAGUUCAAUGGAAGACAUCAAUGCAAGAUGCUCCAGGCGACAGGAGGACGCCUCCAUCUGUGACCACAGGACCCAGGAGCAAAAACACUACCGAGCUGGACCCUCACAGCCCCGCAGACCCAUACAGCCUCCACCUAGAGGAUGGGAGAGAAACGCCAUGCCUCCUCCUCUGCUCAGUCCUCCUCAGCAGUCGGCAGAGUGGUGUGGCCCAGAUGGGUCUGUGGUUCUGAUCCGAGCCGUGCGUAGCGGGCUGGACAGAGUGGUUUUGGAGCUGCUGCGAGCAGGAGUACCAGUUAACAACACGGAUCAUACUGGGAGAUCAGCCCUGCACUGGGCAUGCUCAGUAAACCACCUCUCCCUAACAAGGACCCUCAUACGCUAUGGGGCUGCUGUGGACCUGCAAGACAACAAGGGCGAGACACCGCUCUUCCUCUCUGCCCUCCACGGUUGCUAUGACACCGCCAGACUUCUCCUCCUUCAUGGUGCCAACCUUGACCUGCACGAUCGAAGGGGGCGUCGGCCGAUCGACGUGGCCAGAGAGGGCAUGCGUCAUCAGGUCCUGGAGCUCCUACUGGCCCACCAAAUUCAGAGAGGACCUGUCCCCGUCGACUCAGCCAACGACAUGCUGUGGGAGGACCGCACUCUGAUGUACUCGCCAUGGGUCGGAUCACAAGGCCUGCCUGGAAGAAGUGCCUCCUUCUCUGGGAUUGUGGGGCAUCGGGAUAUGACCACGCCACCACAAAAUGAUUGGUCAAUGAACAGAGUGCAGUACCCCUCCCCUCAGAAUUGGCGACCACAGCUUAACCAAUCAGCAACAGCCCUGGUCCCUCCAAGAGUCAUGGGUCGCUCCCCUCGGCCAAUCAGCACCUUACAGGAAGUGACCUCGGAAGACGAGGAUCGUGACAGGCAUCAGGAAGUCCCCAGAGCUGCGACACCUCACUUCCUCACACCCCAGCCAGCCCCUCGGCAGCGUUCCUUUUCCUGCACCCAGCAUGCAUUGCAGCGUCGCUCCAGUGCCCACCAGCCAGAGCCCAAUUAUAUUAUUGUGACAGACAGAACAGCCACUGAGCCCAUAGAAAGAAUAGUUGUUUCACCUCCCACAGAUGCUGCCGCCCAGUCAGAUCGCCAGCCCAAUGUAAAUGUUGACAAUCCCGGUCGAGCAGAACAAGCAGCAGUGAGUUCAACAAGCGCAGAGCAGAAAUCUAGAGGUGAGAGGUCAAAACAUGCUACUGACUCCACACAAACAGCCUUGUAGAGAAGAGGAAGAAAAUAAAUGAAAUUUUAGCUGCCUGUCCAUUCAAAAAAAAACUACUCCGACAGAGGGACACUGAGUUUUAGUUUGGCAUCAGGAAUAUUUUUGUUGCUCUCAAUGCAAAGCAGAAAGCUUACAAAUAGCCCCCAGCUGGAAGAAGUCCAACCUUUAUUUAGUGUCAUUCUGGGGUCACUUCAGUUUUCACCCAACCUUGCCUAAAUUAUUAGAAUUAUAUUUUUUAUGAGGGAGGGGGGAUAUUGAUAUUGUAAACUCAAAAUUUUCUGUUACCUGGCACAAUCAAAUAGGUAACUAACAGAACAUAUCUAACAUGAAUUCCAGUCAACUGAGGUGAAUCUGGCAGCCAGUCUGAAACUGAACUACAGCGUAUUCACACUGUUUUGUCAUGUAACAGGUUGAAUUCUGAUUAUUGCAGAAAUAUUGAAGGAGAAAUGAUUAAAAAAAAGAAAUAAUGUACAUAGUUGCACAAAGAUUUCAAAACCCUGUUGCUGCAUGCAAUAAAGUGAAUUUUCAUGUGAAAAA